CGCUUGAAAAACACAGGUUGUGUUUGUGCAGGCUUGCAGACAUUGCAACAUCGGCCGACUGUCGCUGCCUCUCAGAUGUGAUCUCACCAGUGCCCAAGUGGAGAAUCGGAAAGGUCGCCCUGACCCAGGAGAAGAAAAAAAAUACACUUAUUGAUCUCAUAAACAAGGACUGCAGCACUGAUGGGGGAUUUAAGGCAGACUAUCGGGGUCAUGUCACAGACAAUAUGCCCAAGUUCCCCAGCUGCUUCCGAGGAGGACCUAAAAACUCCAGAUGCUGGACAGCAGAAGAUGCAGAUGAAGAGGGAGAUUUCCCUCAUCAACGGAAUCUGCCUCAUAGUGGGCAACAUGAUAGGAUCUGGGAUCUUUGUCUCGCCGAAGGGCGUUUUAAUGUACAGUGGCUCUUUCGGGCUCUCCCUGCUGAUCUGGGCUCUUGGAGGCUUGUUCUCUGUGUUCGGAGCCCUUUGCUACGCGGAGCUUGGUACCACGAUCCCCAAAUCCGGAGCCAGCUACGUCUACAUCCUGGAGUCGUUUGGUGGCUUCCUGGCUUUCAUUCGCCUGUGGACGUCUAUUCUGCUGAUUGAGCCAGCCAGCCAGGCUGCAAUCUCCCUGACAUUUGCUUUUUAUCUGGUGGAGGCUCUCUACCCAACCUGCCAGCCACCAUACGAUGGAGUGCGACUCCUCGCUGCAGCCUGCCUCUGUAUAUUAAUCUUCGUUAACUGUGCUUAUGUGAAGUGGGGGACUCGGGUCCAGGACAUCUUCACAUAUGCAAAACUCAUGGCCCUCUUCCUUAUAAUCAUCGUUGGAAUCCUGAAAAUAGCGACGGGAAAAACAAAUAGUUUUGAAAGUCCAUUUGAGGGGUCCUCAACAGAUCCUGGAGCUAUAGCGUUGGCUCUCUACUCAGCACUGUUCUCCUACUCUGGCUGGGAUACACUUAACUUUGUCACAGAGGAAAUUAAGAAUCCUGAGAGGAAUCUCCCCCUUGCCAUUGCCAUCUCCAUGCCCAUCGUGACCAUCAUUUAUCUACUGACCAACGCUGCAUACUAUGUGGUUCUAGACAUGCCGUCUGUGCUGGCCAGCGAUGCUGUUGCCGUGACGUUUGGAAAUGCUGUGCUUGGUCCGUUCCACUGGAUCAUCCCUGUGUCGGUGGCCAUGUCCUGCUAUGGAGGACUGAACGCGUCCGUCAUCGCUGCUUCACGGCUGUUCUUUGUUGGAGCCAGGGAGGGCCACCUCCCCAAUAGUCUGAGCCUGAUCCACCUGAACCGCUACACACCCGUACCUGCUCUGCUAUUCAACGGGAUCAUGGGUCUGAUCUUCCUGUGUGUGGAGGACGUGUUCCAGCUCAUCAACUACUUCAGCUUCAGUUACUGGCUUUAUGUCGGUCUCUCUGUGGCCGGCCUCAUCUACCUGCGCAUCAAUCAGCCAGAGAGGUACCGACCAGUCAAGCUCAGCUUGUUCUUCCCCAUCGUUUACUGCAUGUGCAGCCUGUUCCUGGUCAUCGUGCCUCUGUACGGAGACACCAUCAAUUCUCUCAUAGGGAUCGGCAUCGCUCUGUCAGGUGUGCCCGUCUAUUUCGUCACUGUUUACCUGCCCGAGGAGAGGAAGCCCCGAUUUUUAAUCAAACUCAACGCCUUUAUCACCAAAUACACACAGAUGUUGCUCUACUGCUGCCUGACCGAGUUCGACCCUGAAACAGGAACGCCGGCAUCCAGUAAAACGCAGUGAGAUGCAGACAGCCUCCUCCCUUCAUCCGUCUGCUUUCUGGACACUGGGGAUGCAGGGCCCUGUGUGGACACACUGGGGAAAAGCAGUUUGAUGUGUUUGUGGGAAUUAUUUUUCUCAGGCCAGGACGGCUAAAGGUCUAACAUCUUAAAGGACUCACUGAGAAGGAGCACCUUCAAACUGGUGAUUUUUUUUCCUUUUUUAUGUUCUGAGAAUAUCUUCUGUGAGGAUUUUAAGACAACAUUUGAAACAAAUGUAUGGCCAAAGCACAUGUUUUAAAAAGCUUCUAAGAGAUAGGAACAGAAUUCAGACAUCUGCCAGGCUUAUGCUGGCAGAAACAUAUAAAAUAGGGUUAUUUUAGUCAUUAAGGGGCAGUUUAACAAUUUAUUUACAUAUUAAGCCAAAACUUAAUACGUAAAUAAUUUUAAGGCGCAGUGAAAUAGUUGUUUUAAUCCAGUGUUCCUUGAUGCCGAUGGCAUUCAACUUUGAAAAGGAUUAAAUUAGCAAGGAGCUGCCAGGUCUAGAUCAGAUACCAUAUCUCUGCGCCAAUGCUACCCGACUUUUACACUUCC
This is a messenger RNA of Fundulus heteroclitus (mummichog), 2291 nucleotides long. Its product is annotated as Y+L amino acid transporter 2. The record is from RefSeq and is a predicted model, not a curated record. Bases 181 to 1722 code for a protein of 513 amino acids. Gene Ontology annotation, cellular component: membrane. Gene Ontology annotation, biological process: amino acid transmembrane transport. The transcript is spliced from 10 exons. Gene Ontology annotation, molecular function: L-amino acid transmembrane transporter activity. NCBI's taxonomy places the organism in Eukaryota, Metazoa, Chordata, Actinopteri, Cyprinodontiformes, Fundulidae.